UCUCCGUCUCGCUUCCCCAAGCCUCAACAUCACCACAUCGCUUUACACGCGGCCUGUCCCUGCCCUGUCACUCUUCCUUUCGGCUGUUUUCAUAGUUUCACUCCAUCUUCUAUCGCCCGCAAGGUCGCCAAAUCUGUCAAGAUGGCCACCGAACUUUGCCCCGUUUACGCACCCUUUUUCGGUGCCCUUGGCUGCACCUCGGCCAUCGUCUUCACCUGCUUCGGAGCUGCCUAUGGAACUGCCAAGGCUGGUGUCGGUGUCUGUGGAAUGGCCGUCCUCAGACCUGACCUGAUCGUCAAGAACAUUGUCCCCAUUGUCAUGGCGGGUAUCAUUGGUAUCUACGGUCUGGUCGUGUCGGUCCUGAUUGCAAACGAUUUGGGACAGAAGGUCCCCUUGUACACUGGUUUCAUUCAGCUGGGAGCAGGUCUCGCCGUCGGUUUGGCUGGUAUGGCAGCUGGUUUUGCCAUUGGUAUCGUUGGUGACGCAGGUGUUCGUGGAACUGCUCAACAGCCCCGUCUCUAUGUCGGAAUGAUUUUGAUUCUCAUUUUCGCUGAAGUCUUGGGUCUGUACGGUCUUAUCGUUGCUCUUCUGAUGAACUCCCGUUCGAGGAUCGACGCCACUUGCUAAACGAACCCUCCUUCGUUCCGCGCGAAAUGGCCCAAGUGAACACCCGCCCGAGGAUGCCAACCACCCUAUAUCCUCGGAUAUGAUGAAAA
Molecule: messenger RNA, 716 nt
Organism: Aspergillus welwitschiae
Lineage: Eukaryota; Fungi; Ascomycota; Eurotiomycetes; Eurotiales; Aspergillaceae
Product: H(+)-transporting V0 sector ATPase subunit c
Exons: 6
Coding region: 142-627 (161 amino acids)
Biological process (GO): proton transmembrane transport
Cellular component (GO): proton-transporting V-type ATPase, V0 domain
Molecular function (GO): proton-transporting ATPase activity, rotational mechanism
Source: RefSeq, a predicted model, not a curated record